AAGCCCCUUCGGAGCUACGAUUCUUACCCCCUUUUGGUCCUAUCAUUUAGGAAGGUUGCCGCGCGCCGGCUGGGACGACGGAGGCUUGCCGGCGUAGAUCGAUGGUGGCACGGUAAGAUUAUCAUGGCAAGCGUCACCGCUCAUCAUCAUAAACGCAAGGUGAUGGUGGUGGCCGACCCGACCCGGGAAUCGGCGGCGGCCCUGGAAUACGCCCUAUCCCAUGCAAUCCUGGAAGGGGAUACCAUUAUUCUCCUCCACGUUGAGAACCAAACAAACGCGUGGAAAAACCCGAUUGGGUCGUUCUUUAAAUGGCCGCCCUUGCCGUCGUUGGAGUUUUUGGAAGCGUUGAAGCGUGCAUGCGAGAUUGCGCAGCCGAAGAGUAGGGUGCAGACGGAGAGGGUGGCCAUAAUGGAAGGGAAGGAUAAAGGUUCACUCAUUCUUUCCCAUAGCGCCAAGCUUGGGAUUGAUCUCCUCAUUAUAGGCCAAAAGAGGACUCUAUCCCAUGCUAUCCUAGGGAACAUGAGUGGAUCGUUAAGGGGACAAGACACUGCAGACUAUUUGAUCGAGAACAGCAAGUGCACCUGCGUUGGAGUGCAGAGAAAAGGCCAAAAUGCAGGAUAUAUUCUUAAUACCAAAAUACAGAAAAACUUUUGGCUCUUAGCUUAGCUUCAUUAUUUAUAUAUCUCAUAUGUACUGGUAAUACAUUCUGCUUUCACCAUUCUUUCCACUUGUAAAUUCACUCAUCCUAUCUUGUUUCUGCUAUCCACCACUUAUCUGUUCAUUUCUAUCAAACAACCUUUGUGUUGCAACAUAUGUAUAAUUGCAGUUGAUUUUACUUUACUUUGGUUGUUUUGCA
This is a messenger RNA of Ipomoea triloba (trilobed morning glory), 856 nucleotides long. RefSeq lists its product as uncharacterized. The record is from RefSeq and is a predicted model, not a curated record. The transcript has 2 exons. The coding region runs from base 124 to 666 and encodes 180 amino acids. NCBI's taxonomy places the organism in Eukaryota, Viridiplantae, Streptophyta, Magnoliopsida, Solanales, Convolvulaceae.